UAUCAAAGAGCAACAACAAAAUGUUCACUCUGCCAACUCUGUAUUUUGCAGCAGGUUGUAAACAUGCAUUUUAAGGCUGUACCGUUAGACAUUUUAACAUGGCUGCCCGUGGGGACUGACUUUCGGUUGCAGCCUCAGGCACCAAGUGAAACAGCACUUUUUCUUUUUUUCAGCUUUGAAGGUUGCAUCCUUUUAGUAAACAAGCAAUUUCACAUUUUUCACGGACUUCUUACAUUUUCCAGAGUGGUCUGGGAUUGAUCGAUAGAACCAAAAAUUACUUUAUCGAUCCUGAAAACAGUUAGCAGCAGCCCUAGUUGGUCGUUAUUUUCAUUUUGAUCGACUAAUCGACCUCAGCGCGCACAACAAACUGCCUGUCUGCUGGCUUCCAUCUCCUAUUAAUUAAUAUCGACUGAUUGUCUGGUCUGUUGAGUAAUGACGGGGGAAAAGACGGUGAUGGUGAUGGUCCACUCUCUUUCAGCUCUGUGUCAUUUGGCAGAGCUGUGACAUGAACGUGUCCUUGUGGCAGAUGUUUGUGGUUACUUGAAAUGCUCUGGCUCUUAAGAGUAGAUCUCCUCCUCCUCUCUCCCUCUCUCUCUUUGUGUGUCUGUAUACUCCGCUAUAUUCAGCUCACUCCUCCAGUCGCGGUUACCGGGCGUGCGGUUGCCAGGAGAGACGCGCGUGCAGUGCAGUGUACAGUUUUAACGGCAGAGCGGCACGGGAUCUUCCCCGCCAUUUCCUCGUGUCGAGCCCUGGAAUGUCGAGUAGCGGCUCGGGCUCUUCCUCGCGGAAGGAGUUCGAUGUGAAGCAGAUCCUGAGAAUCCGAUGGAGGUGGUUCGGUCACCCCGCGGUCCCUCCGCCUCACUCCCCGCCGCUAGGAGACUACUUCCCCGGCAGGAGAGCGGGCGGCAGCUCCGGAGACGGACCCUCAGUUAGCGGCUCUAGCAACUCGAAUUCAAACAGCGUAAACCCCAGUGCGGGGAGUCACGGCGGUCUGGUGGCCAGUGGCAGCGCUGGGUCUAACCUGUGUAACGGCAGCGGCAGCAGCAGAAAGUUUGCUGAUCCGGCUGGGAGUCGGGGCGGUCCGGGAGGAGCGGCAGCUGGAGCGACGGGGAGCGCCUGUCCCCGCUCGUUCAGCCAGCCAGAGUGCCGAAGCUCCUCCGCAGCGCUGUCCUGGGUCUCCCCGCCGCCUCAACGUCGCUCUCGCCCCGUGACGAGCAUGGAGCCCCCCGGGGAGGCCCCUGCACCCCAGCUGGUGUCCGAGCCCCCCGGGGUUGAGGAGGAGGAGGCGGCGGCGGCGACAGCAGCGGUGGCGGCAGCAGCAUGCAACGAGGAGAACAACAACCACCCGGAAACAGACUCCAGCUCUUGCAGGACGUCUAACAGUAGUGCCACGCUGUCCUCAUGUGUGUCAAUGGAGCAGUGCGCGUGUCCGGAGGAGUGCAUGUUUACCGCUCUGUCCCAUGCUGAUGUCACCUUCCGCAAGAUGGAGGGCUACCUGCGGACUAGACAGCUUUGUGAUGUCAUACUGGUGGCUGGGGAGAGGCGAAUACCUGCUCACAGGCUUGUCCUCUCAUCUGUGUCUGACUACUUUGCUGCAAUGUUCACCAGUGAUGUGCGGGAAGCCAAGCAGGACGAGGUGAAGAUGGAGGGUGUAGACCCUGAUGCAUUGUGGGUCCUGGUGCAAUAUGCAUACACAGGCCGUCUUGAGUUGAGGGAAGACACCAUUGAGUCUCUGUUGUCAGCCUCCUGCCUGCUGCAGUUGUCAUCUGUAGUUCAGGCUUGCUGUUCCUUCCUCAUGAAGCAGCUCCACCCCUCCAACUGUCUCGGCAUCCGCUCCUAUGCUGAUGCUCAGGGCUGCCAUGACCUGCAUCGGGCUGCUCACGCCUACACCAUGGAGCACUUUCUGGAGGUGGUUGGAGGCCAGGAGUUCCUCCUACUACCAGUGGAGGAGAUGGAAAGGCUCCUCACAUCUGAUGAGAUUAACGUGCCGGAUGAGGAAACCGUGGUUACGUCUUUACUAACCUGGGUCCGUCAUGACGCUUCCACUCGACAACGCCACCUACCCCGGCUGCUGGCUCAUAUCAGACUCCCGCUGCUGCAACCACAGUUCCUAGCGGACCUUGAGAGCAACCCUCUCCUCCGGGAGAGUGUAGAGUGCCAACGCCUCCUGAUGGAGGGGAUGAAGUAUCACCUUUUACCCCAGCGUCGGCCCCUGCUUCAGAGCCCCCGCACUCGGCCUCGCAAGGCCACCGUAGGGGCCAUGUUCGCUGUGGGUGGCAUGGAUGCUACGAAAGGUGCCACGACUAUUGAGCAGUAUUGUUUACGUCGAGACACCUGGAGGCAGGUUGCCACCAUGAGUGGACGGAGACUACAGUUUGGUGUAGCAGUCCUCGACGGGCGUCUCUAUGUAGUUGGAGGGCGAGACGGACUCAAGACACUCAACACUGUGGAGUGUUACAACCCACACAGCAAAACCUGGAGCGUCAUGCCCCCCAUGUCCACACACAGGCAUGGCCUAGGUGUGGCUGUUCUAGAGGGACCCAUGUAUGCAGUAGGAGGACAUGAUGGCUGGAGUUACCUCAGUACAGUGGAAAGGUGGGACCCUCAAGGACGCCAGUGGAGCUUUGUUGCAAGCAUGGUUACACCUAGAAGCACAGUGGGAGUAGCUGUUCUCAAUGGCAAAUUGUAUGCAGUAGGAGGUCGUGACGGCUCAUCCUGCCUGCGUUCAGUGGAGUGUUUCGACCCCCACACCAACAGGUGGAGUGGUUGUGCCCCUAUGGCUAAAAGGCGUGGAGGUGUGGGCGUGGCCACGUGGCACGGGUUCCUGUACGCCAUCGGAGGCCACGAUGCUCCGGCGUCAUCCCUGGCAUCUCGGUUAAGUGAUUGUGUGGAGAGGUAUGACCCUCAGACAGAUGUAUGGACAGCUGUGGCUCCCAUGAGCAUCAGCAGAGAUGCCGUAGGUGUUUGUCUCCUUGGUGAUCGUCUGUACGCUGUGGGCGGGUAUGACGGCCAGGUGUAUCUCAAUACUGUGGAAGCUUACGACCCUCAGAUAAACGAGUGGAAACAGGUAGCACCUCUGUGUCUGGGCAGGGCAGGCGCGUGCGUGGUGGCUGUCAGACUGUGAAAGCACAACCUCACAUAGUAGAUGGCAGACUGUUCACCAUAUGGCUCGCAGACCCUCCUCUUUGCCAUCGCCGACACUGCUGGGGACACCGAGAGGUCUUUCCGGCCACACCAGGAAACUGUUUGCGAACACUCUUCAGCAAAGACACAUUUUACUCUGCGUAAUGCCGACUAAUCCUUCAGAUUUUAGGCAGAUUAGGGUUCAGGUACAUGUCAGUAGCUCUCCGAUAAAGUUCUCACGUCCCGAUACUUUGUGCCACAGAAGUGAACUGCCAGAAAUACACAUGGCAGAGAGGAAAUCUGCAGUGUUUAUCCGAGCUCGACAGAACAGCUGUCCCACACAUACCGUACGUGCACGUGUAAAUCUACACGGCUGCUUUCAGCUCCCAUUUGUGCUGAGUAAAAAGGUGGAAGACAGAGCGAGAUUGUCAAAACUGCCUCAUCACGUUACGCUCUUCGUUUCUCCAAACAGUAUCUGAUGCUGUGUACUGAUGCUAUUUUAAGAUAGUCCCUAUUAUUUUUAUGCUGCAGUUGGCAAGUGCUCUUCUUCCCCUUGCUUUUUCCCACCGUUACCCGCCGACAGAUGAAAGAAAGACUUUUGACAUAAUCAGCACACCCUCACGAACAGCGAUUCUGUGAGGAACUACAAUUUUCAUGCAAAAACAUUUCAUGCUUCAUCAAAUAUUUCUGCGCAUAUGUCUUCCAUGUUGCAUCAGCUCACAUCUGAAGCCUCUGCAAUGCUGCGGUAUGAAGUUUAUCUCAGCUUUUUAAUAUUUUAUUUUUCUUUAAGUUGCGCCAGAAGAUUGUCCAACUUUUGACUUCGUUAUUUGUUUUUAACUGCCAUUUUUGCACAACUCUAGGUCCAUUAAGCAGGAUAUUUGGGUUUGAAGUGUGUGUGUGUGUGUGUGUGUGAGAUGAUAAUGGUGAUAACACUGUGAUCCUUUGUUGAUCCCUGCAGGAAAAUUUUGUUUUCAAUUUCCUCCAGACCACAGGGUCAGCUAUUUACAGACAGGGUCUGUUCAGCUACCGUAUUUUUUCCCUCCGCUGUAGAGGUUUCUUCAUUUCCUGUGUGUGUGUGUGUGUGUGUGUGUGUGUGUGUGUGUGUGUGUGUGUGUGUGUGUGUGUGUGUGUGUGUGUGUUGGGUGCUAAGAAAUUGCAAGGAGUAUAUUUUUAUCUCAAAUGAGAAUCUUCCCCUCACCACAUCUUCAAUUCCCUGCUGCUUUCUCUUCAUCCCCGUUUUCCCACUUCAUCACCGCACGAACACACACACACACACACACACGUUUGCUUGCACCGCUUUGCUUUAGAGCCCAAUUUCAGGCCCAGAAAAAUGAACAACAGACCAUAUAAUGAGACCGUGAAUUUAAUAAUGUUGAUUCAGCCGGUGCCGAUAUUUUGUUUGAUGUCGAGUUCAAAGCGUUAUUGGAUUCGAUGCUACUGUAGACAAAACAUAAGACAUGAGGGGCAGAUGAAUGCUGUGGAACAAACUGUGGGUCAGGAAACGUAAGGAAUGCAAGGUUCUGACAGCAGAUUCCCUACCGGCACACGGCACAAAAAUUUCAUGCUGCAUCCUUAAUUGUGCAUUUCCUGUCUGUUUCCUAUUGGUCAUGUUGUGCGUGUGUGUGUUUGUCUGUCUGUCCAGUGCAGAGCAAGGAAACUCCUGACAGUGAGAGGCAAAACAGGCUUCCUCUCUGAACUGACAGAUGUAGGGCUAAUGUAGCCCCCAGGAUGCACUUUACAAACACACACGGACAUAUCGCACACACACAAAGACACACUUAACCACACAGCUGAAAGCCAUGCGCCCCAGGAGCCGGUGAAGACUGAAAAGCCGCCCAAAUUUGCCAGCUUGACAUCUAAAAAGCGGAGACGCGAAGGCUCUCAAUUCCCCUCUGCCGAGCUGAUGUUUAUUCAAGCCUAAUGCACUGCUGCAUUAUUCUAUUUUCUCCCCCACCCUCGCUUGCUUCUUCAAACCUGCCUGGUGUUUAUUUAGAGUAAUUCUCUUCAGAUCACAGCAGAAGAAGUGUGUCAUCUCCACUGUGUCGUAUGAUUUCAGCAAGAGGUUAAAAAUAACAUAAAACACAUUCCAAAUCUAACUAUAACUGUAUAUUAUGUACAUAAAUAAAUAUAAAGUCUGAAUGUAGUCUUACUGCAUUACGGUGUCUAUAUUAUACACUUCCCACUGAAAAUGCUGUGUGUUAUUGUGUUUUGUUUUUUGUAACAUGAAUUCAGAUGAUGAAGCGAUGUAAUAAAAGCGGUCAGUGGGAAACUGCACAGCUGCUCGUCUUUUACAAAAUACAUUAUGUAUGUACAAUAUAUGCUGCUGUAGCUAUCAUUGGUCUUUUAUACAUUAAAGUCAAGAUGUGAUUUA
Pundamilia nyererei is the source of this 5494-nucleotide messenger RNA. RefSeq names its product kelch-like family member 5 (gene klhl5). The transcript is spliced from 13 exons. The record is from RefSeq and is a predicted model, not a curated record. Gene Ontology annotation, molecular function: protein binding. Bases 755 to 3124 code for a protein of 789 amino acids. Lineage: Eukaryota; Metazoa; Chordata; Actinopteri; Cichliformes; Cichlidae.